ACUGGUUUUAAUGUAACAGUGUGUUUACUACAGGACCAGAGCUCUGCGAACGCCAGUCUAUCCAAACUGUGAAGUCUAAAUUAAACAUAUAACCUCUUAGUUUUAUAUAAAAGAAGAAACUAGUAAAGAAAUCCACCAUGCCUAAAAGAAAGGGAGCCGAUGGAGAGGUCAAGGAGGAGCCUCAGAGACGAUCUGCAAGGUUAUCGGCUGUAAGCAAACCAGCACCUCCAAAACCUGAACCGAAAGCUAAGAAGGCUCCCAAGAAAGAUAAAGAGGUGAACGACAAGAAGAAGGAGGAGAAGAAGGCCAAGGUGGCGGCCGAGGAGCCCAAGGAGGAGAACCAGUCGGAAAACGGGGAGACCAAGACGAACGAGGUGGAGGAGACUCCUGAGGAAGCUGAGCCUGAGGCCGACAAGGAGGAGGAGGAGGAGGAGGAGGAAGCUAAGGACGAGUAGCACCACGCCAACCAUCCAUCCAUCCAUCUGUCCAUCCGUCCAUUCAGGCCCCUCCCUCCCUCCUUCCGCAGCCCCGAGUCUCACCUGGAUCACCCCUCUCUCUCUCUUUCCCCCUUCCCUCUCUUCAUCCCCCUCUCCCCUCUAUCCCUCUACCCUCCCCUCCUUUUUUCUCUCCACCUUCACCAGAGAAAUAUUUUUAUCAACAAUUUUGUAAAUACUGGUACAGGUUUUUAGCACAAAAACAAAGCUAAAUGUGUUCCGCCUCAGUCAUAUCAGGUGUCUCUCCAUUGCCAGCGGAAAAAAGGAUGGUAUGAGUUUUUUUUUUGUCUGACCUUUUCCCGACUCUCACUGCUAAUGAAAUCAAUGCAGUGUCAAGAAAAAAGAUGGCAAGUUGAGGAGGAAUUAAAAAAAAAAAAAAAACUGGGCAGUCAGAACUUGUGGAAACGGGAAGAAACAUGUGUUGUGAAUCUGCAAUGGCAUACUUUUUGUCUGCAUUGUUUUUAAUAUAUUGUUAGGUCCUUGUUUGGGAGUUUGUUAGUUGGGAGUUUGGCUGGUGGCUAGGUGGUAGGUGAUGGUGUGUUCUUUGUUCACCAGCGCAGUCUGUGCCAGUAAUAGUGGUUGUUUAUAUUCUGGGGUCUGUGCAGUGUUGUUUCUUCAUUUUUUUUUUCGGGGGGGAUUUUUUGUUUUCUUUUUUCUUUUUCCAAAUUAAUUGUCUACCAGAAAGAGGAAUAAUCAAACAUCCUUGUUAAAUAACUGUAAACAUUCCAGGCACAGUUAAAUUGUGGUCUCCUCCACAUUUGAAUAAUAAUAAUAAUAACAACAAUGCAGCUAAAUUGAUUUUGUUUAGAGAAAUAAAGCUAACAGGAGGGGGAAAAAAUACAUUUUAAAGAAAUCGAGUGUAAUUAUGCAGGCCUUUUUUGAAAAAAAAAAUUCAGUAUGGCAAUUUUUUUAACACUGAAAAUUCUCUAAAAACUUACGGUUGUGUGCGUUCCCACUAAAGCUCUGGAUGUCUCAUAAUAAAAAUGAUCAUGUACGUUUUCCUCAA
Messenger RNA from Engraulis encrasicolus (European anchovy), 1500 nucleotides. RefSeq names its product high mobility group nucleosomal binding domain 7 (gene hmgn7). NCBI's taxonomy places the organism in Eukaryota, Metazoa, Chordata, Actinopteri, Clupeiformes, Engraulidae. Gene Ontology annotation, molecular function: nucleosomal DNA binding. The transcript is spliced from 6 exons. Gene Ontology annotation, cellular component: chromatin; nucleus. Bases 138 to 455 code for a protein of 105 amino acids. Gene Ontology annotation, biological process: chromatin organization. The record is from RefSeq and is a predicted model, not a curated record.